This is a messenger RNA of Dromiciops gliroides (monito del monte), 6400 nucleotides long. It is a transcript of the gene CMTR2, whose product is annotated as cap methyltransferase 2. Gene Ontology annotation, molecular function: methyltransferase cap1 activity. NCBI's taxonomy places the organism in Eukaryota, Metazoa, Chordata, Mammalia, Microbiotheria, Microbiotheriidae. Gene Ontology annotation, biological process: 7-methylguanosine mRNA capping. The record is from RefSeq and is a predicted model, not a curated record. Gene Ontology annotation, cellular component: nucleus; cytoplasm. The transcript has 2 exons. The coding region runs from base 303 to 2594 and encodes 763 amino acids.
CUUCCUCAUUUUCCCCACCAGCUGGGCCGCGGCCAGGCGAGCCGGCUCGGCAUUGUGGGAUGUGCCCCGGCCCCAAGGAGCUCCUGGGCCCGGUGCGUCCAGGGGCACGAUGGCCCGGUGGCCGUCCGCCCCCUGAGGUAGUAUGACGGGACCGAAGGCCGUUCGCGCCCCUGCGUCCUCCCGGGCCCGGUCUCUUGAGGCCGGGCUGAGAGGCUGACUUCUGGGCAGUCAGGAAUCGGGCCGUGGCCUGGCGGCCUGGCCCUCGUCGGUUUCCGUCCGUCAGGUUUUAAUCUAAUUUGAAAAUGAGUAAGUGGAAGAAGACAUCAGGUGAUGAGGCAGGAGGCCUUGAAAAGUUCAGUCCUGAUGUUCUUGCUGAGGUUUCUGAACUCUUUGCCAAGAAGUUUUCCUAUGGUAAACCACCUAGUAAUGAGUGGCAGUUACCAGAUUCCAAUGAUAUUUUCACCUGUGAUCACACAGAAUUCAAUUCACUUCUUGUUUUGAAGAAUUCUAUGAAUGAAGUAAAAAACUUACUGAGUGAUAAAAACCUAGCUGAUUGGCAUCAGCACACUUCCUUCACCAAUAAAGCUGGAAAAAUCAUUCCACACAUGAAAAAGAUUGUAAAUGCAGAACUUUGUACCCAGGCUUGGUGUAAAUUCCAUGAGGUAUUGUGUAGCUUCCCACUUAUUCCCCAAGAAGCUUUUCAGAAUGGAGAGCUAAACUCGGUACACCUUUGUGAAGCUCCUGGUGCAUUUAUAGCCAGUCUUAACCACUAUUUAAGAUCCCAUAAUAUACCCUGUGAUUGGAACUGGGUCGCUAACACCUUGAAUCCUUACCAUGAAGCAAAUGACAACCUUGUGAUGAUUACUGAUGACCGACUUAUUGCAAAUACCUUGCCAUGGUGGUACUUUGGUCCAGAUAACACUGGUGAUAUUAUGACCCUGAAACAUUUGACGGGGCUUCAGCAUUUCAUAAGCAACAUGUCUACUGUUCACUUGGUCACUGCAGAUGGGAGUUUUGAUUGUCAAGGAAAUCCAGGUGAACAAGAAGCUUUGGUUUCCCCUUUGCAUUACUGUGAAGUAGUCACUGCACUGAUGACUCUUAGUGGUGGUGGCUCCUUUGUUUUGAAGAUGUUCACCCUGUUUGAACAUUGUUCUAUCAACUUGAUGUACCUGCUAAAUUGUUCCUUUGAGGAGAUCCAUGUUUUCAAACCUGCUACUAGCAAAUCGGGGAAUUCAGAGGUCUAUGUUGUUUGUCUUUAUUAUCUGGGUAGAGAAGCCAUCCAUCCUCUGUUGACUAAAAUGAUGCAACAUUUUGGAACUGAAAUUAUCAGUAAGUCUCUUUUCCCUCAACACACGAUUCCACAGUCUUUUCUCAAAAGACAUGAAGAGUGCUGCGUCUUCUUUCACAAGUAUCAGUUGGAGACUAUUUCUGAAAACAUUCGUCUGUUUGACUGCAUAAGUGAAGCAGAACAAUCUAAACUGAAUAACUUAAGGGACUGUGCUGUGGAACACUUCAUGCAAAAGUUCCAAAUGAAGCGCCUUCCCAGAAAUAAUUGGCUAGUAAAGAAAUCCAACAUUGGAUGUAGCAUGAAUUCAAAAUGGUUUGGACAAAGGAACAGAUAUUUUAAAACCUACAAUGAAAGAAAGAUGCUAGAAGCCCUUUCAUGGGAAGACAAGGUGGCCAACGGAUACUUCAGUCAUUGGGCUGAAGAGCAUGCUAUAAGUAAUGGUGGGAAAAAUACCAUUUUAGAAAGUGUUUGCUCUAAUCUUGAAUAUCAUUUGUGGUAUGUCUUAGAGGGAAUGAAAUUGCCAAAAGUAAAGUGCUCUCCUUUCUGUGAUGGUGAGAUUUUAAAGACUCUAAAUGAAGCCCUCGAAAAAUCAGGAGGUGCCCUGAACUUGGGUUCCACAUUUAGCCAAAAGCCACAGCGUUGCUAUUCUUGCCACGUCCUUUCUGAAGAGAUAAUAUUUUCUGAGUUGUUGAGCCUUACUAAGUGCGCUCAGGAUGAAUCGGCAGAAGGACUGAGCAACAAAAUCAAGUGUCUGCUAGUGGGUUUGCUGCCUUCUGAUAACAAAACCUGUCACUCUUUGGAAGUGAGCCUUUUGGAGUCUGCUGAUCUCAUGACUUUCCAAUGUUCAUUGCUUCACGAUGGAGAACCGGGGUAUCAGCAGGCAUUUCUGGACUGCUUUCUGCGUUCCCUGCCUCGACUUCAGGUCGGGGACUCUCUGAUCUUGCCCGUGCUGUCAUGUUUUACACGAUUCAUGGCCGGCAUGAUCUUUGUUCUGCAUAGCUGCUUCAGAUAUGUCACAUUUUCUUGUCCAACUUCCUCAGAGCCGCUGAGCACUUGUGCAGUCCUUCUUUGUGUUGGUUAUCGGGAUCUCCCAACCCCUGUGCUCCAGUACUUGCAGAAUCUGAAGGAACUGAUGAGCACAUUGCUCAACAAUGAUGCUUCGCACCAGGUUUUGCAGUUUGUGCCAAUGGAAGUUGUCCUUAAUGGAAUGCUGCUAGAAUUUUUAUGGGAUUUAAACACUGCCAUUGCAAAAAGGCAAUUACAUUUGAUCAUUCAAGGAGAGCAGCAGCAGAAGUCCACACUGUAAAACUGCAGACAGAGCUCUUUACCUUAACUAUGGCUUCACAUUUCAAAAUUCCUUUUGAAUUAUUUCAAAACCUCAGGGAUUUUGGUUUGGGGAUAGCCUAGAUGUUUGCAACAUUCAAGGCUCCUUCGGUUUCACAAAGUUUCUAAGUUUCUGUAAUCUUGAGAUAUAUACCCAUAAGCAUAGGGUUCUCUCAGCUAUUGGAAAGCUAUGACAAGAAAUUCAACUGCUAUACUUGGAAUGUGUGUGGAAGAGUGGGUGGUGUGUGUAUCUCUUUGUGUGUCUGUGUGGGAGGGGGAGAUUGGGAAGGGUAACGUUAGGAGCUAUACCUGUGUGAAUUCAUCCAGAUGAGCUGAUUUCGUAUUCAUAACAGGCAAGAUAUAUGAACUCUGUACCACUAAAUCUCAUGUGUUAAAGACUGAACAGGGUAAAGGUCAUAUCCUCGGUGAGAGGAGAUGAGUCAUUUCUGAAUAAUUCUGUAUUUCACCAUUUAUUUCAAUUUUAGUUUUCAGGGAGCCCAUCUAAUCAGGUUUCCUGACAUGAUAGAACUUUAGGCAUUGGUCACCUUGAUCCAUAAUCCAGAUAUCUGUAGUUGACUUGUAAAUCCAUUUUUGAGAUGGGUAUUCUUGGGUAUUCUGACCCAAACUACCUAACUGAAGUGAACAUUUGAACCAACAAUCAUGUUUGAAAUAGAAAAAGAUUCAGCAUGCCUCAUACAUACUUCUGUAUUAAAGAUUUCACUUAGCAGUGGUAUUGUGAGUUUUAGAAAUGACCCGUCACAAUCAUUGAAAUUUGAGAUUUUUUUUUAGUGUAGAUUCAUAUGUCUAUAUGUUUAGAUAUAUAAAUCCUUACAUUGGGAACUUGGAAUAUAGCACAUGGGGAAGGGGAGUGAAGUAUUCCUGUGGGAGGGAAUGAUAGUUCAACGGUAGAAAUAUUUUUCUGUUUUGGCAAUUUCAGGGGCAGACAAUUUUAUAAAAAAUUCACUUAUGGAAUUGUUAAGUGAACAAACUAACAUUUGGGGGUGUGAUAAGGGAAGGCUUUACUAGUUUGGUUUGCUUUCUCUUGCACUUAAAUGGUAGGAAAAAUAGGAUUUCUGAUUGGAAAUAUUGGACAAGUCAACACUAGUUAGUAAUUAUAUGAUCCCCUGGAUUGAUGAAUUGGAGAAUGUCAUUUUGGUCUGUUCAUUUAAGAAAUUUUUGUUGGCCAUAUUAAAAAUAGAUGCAUGCUCUGAUGGCUGAAGUAAUUUGAUAAAUAUUAUUCUGCAAAUUUUUCAUGUUCUUGCCCUGCUAUUUUGAGCUCCAUUACAGGUUUAUGAAUAAGUCACUAGCGGAGAGAAAUUUUAUUUUCAUUUAUUUAAGCAUAGAAGAGGAUGUUUAAAAAAUGUGACUCAUGUAGACAUUUUCCCUUUAAGCAAAGCUUUGGGGUAGUUUAACAAUGUUCUUUUAUUUACUGUGGCCUAAUUUGUAUUCAUUAAAAUUUAGACUCUAAGAUUAUAAUUUGCAUGGAAGGACCCACUCAGGGAAUGUGUUCCAAGGGGAACAAAAAGAGUAUGGAUUUAAUGUUGUUGUUCAGGAUAUUACUUUCCUGCUUGUCUGGUAGCUGGAGUUAGGUUUGUGAAGGAAAAUAGCAUCCUGAUUAAUUACUAAUCAUCUUGUAGAAGCACUUUGUCUAAUUAUAAAAUGGAGGAGCCUGAUAGAUAAUUCAUUAACAGGAGAAUUAGAAACUGUUGGCAGCUUUGUGUGUUUAAGUUUGGCUUUUUUUUGUCACUUUAAUAAGUUCUACUGUAUUAUUGAUCAGUGUGUGAUUUAAAAAAACCUUUGAUUAGCAGGAAGUAGCAUAGUGUAAUGGAUUAGAGGGAGAGAUAGCCUUGAGGGGACAGCUAAGUGGUGAAGUAGAUAAAGCACUGGCCCUGGAUUCAGGAGGACCUGAGUUCAAAUCCAGCCUCAGACACUUGACACUUACUAGCUGUGUGACUCUGGGCAAGUCACUUAACCCUCACUGCCCCCCCCCCCAAAAAAAGAAAGAAAUAGCCUUGGGGCCAGGAAGACCUAGGGCUGCCACCUGUGAGACCCUAAGCAGGCCCCUUUAUUGGCCAGUACUCUUGGCAGCUCUCAAGACCAAAUCUGAUCCACCAAUAAGAAUGGUUUUUAUGUUCUUACAGUACAGUAAAACUUUAUUUUAAAAGGUAGAAACCAUUCUUAGCCCCCAGCUGUACAAAAACAGGUGGGCUGGCCAACCCAUGCUCUUAAGACUAUAGGUUGCAGGUAAGGCACGAACCUGCACUGGUGGAAGGAGUUUGUUUAUUUGGGUGUAAUGUUACCUGUGUCAGUGAAAGCUCAUGCCCAGUCCUUGUCCUGUCUCUUGAACAGUAUGUGGUUGAAAACCCCAAAUGGAAUUCUGAUGGUCUUGAUAUUUAAGGAACUUCAAAGAAGCUAUUAAAAAGUUAGCUUUUUACUAAGCAGGAGGAGAUCUUUUAUCUCCUUCCUUAGGCACUUUUCAUCCAAUUUAUAGCAUUUAAAUUCACUAUAGGUGAAGCCAAUAAAGUUAAAUGAGUUAGAUGUAGAUUUAGCUUCCAACGAUAAUUGGAAGUGAUUUCAGUAGAAGGCAAAGGGAUCUCCCCAGAAUGAGAAGAGGAACAAAGUAGAAAUCAGGUGUGUGGUCUACAGGGGAUCAAAGGAGAGUUGUGACAAAUUAGAUAAUGUCUACAAAGUUACUUUGCAGACCUUGAAGCGCAAUGUAAAUGCCAGCUAUUACAUUCUAUACGGGGUUGAGUUUUAAAAUUAGUUACCCUUACUGUGUUUUUUGAAGAGUGGUUAGCAGACACAAAAACACAAAUUUAAUUUAGUUCCUCAUUAAAUUCAAUUCGAAAGGGAGCUGUUCUGUAAAUUUUGUUUCUCCAUUAUGUAUUUAUACCAAAGUAUGCUACUCUUGAGGAAAAAAAAAUUGGAACUUAGUUUUUUUCAUGAGUUAGCAUAAUAAUAUUUAGAUGAUUUAAAUGACAUUAAAUAUUUUUCCUCAAAAUAUGAAUCAGGAAAUUAUAACUUGUGUGUGGGUUAUUGUUAUUAUAUUUGGAGUGUAUGUUAUUGUUUUAUUCUAGUUUUUAAAAUUUCAGUGGGGUAUGCAUAUUAUGUGAUUCUAGUUUUUAAAAUUGUAAAUCUUGAUAUGUAAGGAAAACUACUGAAUGAGAAUGGCAAAGAAAAGGUAUUUAUUGAUGUUAUUGUUUUGUUCACUUUGGAUAAGCAUAAGGAAUUUAAAAUGGUUUAAAUCAUUUCAUCUCCUUCAAUAUAAUUAAUUGAAUAUUUGUAUUAGUUCUGAUACAUUGAGCAUAUGGGAAAUGAAUUUUUGGCUCAUUUUAAGAAAUGAAAAGAAUUUAUAAUUAUAAUCUGAAUCAGAUCUCUUUUCUGGGUAUCCUAUUUCCCUUUUCAGUUUUCAGAAGAAUAUGCACGUUUAAGUGCUUUGUUAGUUGAUAUAAAAAGGGUCACACUAAAUUUAUUUACAGAUUUUCUUGCAGUUUUCAUGUCUACUAUGUUGAAAUAGUAUUUUUAAUGAAAAAUUACUAUCUUUGUAAAUAAACAAUCUUAUUUAAUUUACUGUAGCUUUUGGUUAUUUUUUCCAUUAGUAUUUAUUGCUUAUAAGACAAAUCAUUUUUAGAGUAUGGUAGCAAAUAUACUUUUGCUUUCUAUAUUUGAGAAUUUCCUUCUGUGAUGUUUAAAAUCUAAAUGUGUGGUCGCCUUAAAUUAGAAGCUUUAGUACCAGUCUUUGGGCAUUAAGCAUUUAUUUAUUAAAGCAUAUUAGGUAUUAGUAAAAAG